Pistacia vera is the source of this 1206-nucleotide messenger RNA. RefSeq names its product disease resistance protein RGA2-like. Gene Ontology annotation, molecular function: ADP binding. Bases 1 to 1206 code for a protein of 401 amino acids. Gene Ontology annotation, biological process: defense response to other organism. Lineage: Eukaryota; Viridiplantae; Streptophyta; Magnoliopsida; Sapindales; Anacardiaceae. The record is from RefSeq and is a predicted model, not a curated record. The transcript is spliced from 2 exons.
AUGGCUGAUGCAAUUGUUGCCGCUGUCUUUGAGCAACUGGCUUCAAUCCUUCAGCAGCAAAUAAUCCAAGGGUGUACAUCACUUGGAGGCGUUGAUGAAGAUGUUCGAAAGCUCGAAAGAAAUUUCCAGGCCAUUGGAGCAGUGCUCAACGAUGUAGGGAUGCUAGAGAGCACACGCGGGCAUGUUGUGAGAGAUCAGCUGCAAAAGCUUAGAGAAAUAUCCUAUGACAUAGAAGAUGUGUUGGAUAAGUGGAAGACAGGGAUGCAAAAAUUGCAAAUGCAGGAAGCUGAGGUAUUUCCUCUCAACCGUGUUUCUGGUUUUCUUUCUAGACAUGUUCUACGUUAUUCUGUUUCUUUGAAGAUAGAAAACAUAAAUAAAGCACUAGAUGAUGUUGAUUGGGAAAGAAAUAGGUUGAAUUUUAGGGUGAUGAAUGGCCACAAAGAACCAGAAAGAUAUAUAUCUUCCUCUUUUAUUGAUGUAUUAGGGGUUCAUGGAAGAGAUCAGGAGAGGAGUAUGAUAGUAAACUUGUUGUUGAGUGAGAGUAGUCAAGGAGCAAACGUCUCUACCAUUUCUAUAGUAGGGAUGGAAGGAGUUGGAAAGAAAACUCUUGCUCAAUUAGUUUUUAAUGAUAGUGUCGUGAAGAGUCAUUUCGAGAAACAAAUAUGGGUAUGUGUCACACACUUGUUCAGUGAGAUUAAGAUUGCUAAAGCAAUCCUUGAAUCUCUUAUUGGUGUUGCAACACUUCUAGUUGAAUUGAAAACUAUUUUGCAUCACAUACGUCAUUUUGUUAAAGGAAAGAAGUUCCUUCUUGUCUUAGAUGAUGUAUGGUCUGAAGAUUUUACAAGUUGGGAACUUUUAAAAGUUCUUAACUAUGGUUCCCAAGGAAGUAAGAUUCUGGUGACCAGAUGUAAAGAAAAUCUUGCAAACAUUAUGGGAACCUCAAACAUCUUCCCAAUAGGUGUGUUGUCUAGGGAGGGAUGUUGGUCGUUGUUUAGUCAACUUGCUUUUUUCAGAAGGACCUACGAAGACCGUGAAAACCUAGAAGAUAUCGGUAGAAAAAUUGUAGGCAAAUGCAGGGGUUUUCCUUUUGCUGUAAAGAUUUUAGGAAGUCUCUUGUGCUUUAAAAGGAAAGUUGCAGAUUGGAAAAUGGUCUUAGAUAGUGAUAUAUGGGAAUUAGAAGAGGAAGAAAUAGAGGCUAUGAGAUAG